GGCAACGCUUACCCUCGGAGCUUCUCUGCAGAACAUUUGGUACUCACAAGUCAGGACAACAAUAAAAUAAUCUUGCUGAAUGCUCUAAUCUGUGUAAACAUCCUCCCCUUUGAUCUCACUACGCUGUUUCUCCUCUCCCUUCUCACCACCCGUCCUCCAACCACUAGCCAUGUCGUCCUGUCGGGUCCUGGCUCGAACACGAACCGCUGCCCUCCUAACUUCUCGAAUCCCUGUCCCGUCCCCAGCAGCACGCUCUCUCCCGAGACUCGUCCGUUUUCAGUCCACCCAAAGCAGCUAUGAAAAUAUCCUCGUUUCUGCUCCCAAGCCUGGAGUUGGUCUGAUCACCCUAAACCGACCAAAGGCUCUCAAUGCCCUCUCAAGUGCCUUGUUCGUCGAGUUGAAUGAUGCGCUUAAAAAGUUUGAAGAAGAUAAGGAAAUUGGUGCCAUCGUCUUGACCGGGAGCGAACGAGCUUUCGCCGCGGGUGCUGACAUCAAGGAAAUGGCCCCUUUAACUUUCUCCGAUGCCUAUGUCAACAACUUCAUAGCCCCAUGGUCUUAUCUGACCACGCUGCGCAAGCCUGUCAUCGCUGCCGUCUCCGGACAUGCUCUAGGCGGUGGUUGCGAGCUUGCCAUGAUGUGCGACAUUGUCUACAGUACCAAAACGGCCAACUUUGGUCAGCCCGAAAUCAAACUCGGCACGAUUCCUGGUGCAGGAGGCUCCCAAAGGCUCACAGCGGCUAUUGGAAAAUCAAAAGCUAUGGAGCUUAUUCUGACGGGCAACAACUUCUCCGGUGAAGAUGCGGAAAAGCAUGGCCUAGUGGCCAAAGCAUUUGACGGUGGACACCAGGAGGUGCUCCAAGGAGCAAUUGAUACUGCCGCCAAAAUCGCCAGCUAUUCACGCGUCGCAGUGAUCGCUGCCAAAGAGGUUGUCAACAAGUCCCAGGACUUGGGAAUCAGGGAGGGCGUCGAGUACGAGAGACGCAUUUUCCACAGUUUGUUUGGAAGCCAGGACCAAAAGAUCGGCAUGAAGGCCUUCGCGGAGAAGAAAAAGGCUGAAUGGAGCCAUUCGUAGACCAAUGAUCCCGGCUCGCUGUACAGAAAGAGCCAUUCGAAGGACCUAUUACCUUCACCUAAUUGGCCGCGUGCUCAGCAGUUCAUUUCUCGUCAAGUGACUUGUGCGACCUUGCUGUAAACUCGAUCUCUGCCGCGUGGAUUCUAUCUCGAACCGCUACUUUGAUUGGGAGUGCUCGUAGGUACCCGUCGUAUUUCGACCGUCCCAUUGUCUUCUCCG
Molecule: messenger RNA, 1291 nt
Organism: Exophiala mesophila
Lineage: Eukaryota; Fungi; Ascomycota; Eurotiomycetes; Chaetothyriales; Herpotrichiellaceae
Exons: 3
Coding region: 170-1072 (300 amino acids)
Biological process (GO): fatty acid beta-oxidation
Cellular component (GO): mitochondrion
Molecular function (GO): enoyl-CoA hydratase activity
Source: RefSeq, a predicted model, not a curated record